AUGGCGCCCGUCGACAAGAUCACCGACAAGAUUGCCGCCCUCCCGGCGGACGGCAAUUACUUCUCCCUCGAGUUCUUCCCGCCCAAGACCGAGACGGGCUUCAACAACCUGCGCGACCGCCUGUACCGCAUGGAGCGUGCCCUGCGCCCACUCUUCGUCAACGUCACCUGGGGCGCUGGUGGCUCCACGGCCGACAAGUCGCUCGAGCUCGCCGAGAUGUGCCAGAAGGAGAUUGGCAUCACUACCUGCCUGCACCUGACCUGCACCAACAUGAGCCGCCGACUCGUGGACAAGGCUCUCGCGGACGCCAAGAAGGCUGGGAUACGCAACAUCCUGGCCCUGCGAGGCGACCCGCCCCGGGACGACGAGUACCGCAUCGACGGCGACGAGGUCGACGAGGAGGGCGACAAGCUCGUCUGGGCGCAGGACCUGGUCGCGUACAUCCGCAAAAAGUACGACGACUACUUCUGCAUCGGUGUCGCCGCCUACCCAGAGGGCCACUCGGACGAGAGCCACCCCGUACACCAGAGCUUGGAACAUGAUCUGCCGUACCUGGUGGACAAGGUCAUGGCGGGCGCCGACUUCAUCAUGACGCAGCUCUUCUUCGACCUCGAGGCGUACGACAAGUUCGAGCGGACGCUGCGCGACCACCCGAGCGGCACCUUCAAGACGAUGCCCAUUAUCCCUGGACUGAUGCCCAUUCAGGGAUUCCAGAUGAUUCGCCGGAUCAUGAAACUCAGCCACGCCAAGAUGCCCGAGGACUACAACGCGCGCCUCGUGGCCGUCAAGGGGGACGAUGAAAAGGUCAAGAUGGCCGGCGUCGACAUUCUCAGCGAGAUGGUGGAGACCAUUCGCGAGAUCAAGAGUCGGACACCGGGGCCCAAGGGCUUCCACUUUUACACGCUCAACCUCGAAAAGGCCGUGUCCUUCAUCAUCGAGAGGACGAACCUGAUCGGCGCGACCCCCGAUGGCGAGGAGGCCAUUGUCGACGACGCGUCCCUACCCAUCCCCGCGGUCCAAAUCAACGGCGACGCCGCCGCCAUGCGUCGCCGCGCCAGCCGGUCGCGGAGUAGCAGGAGGACAUCCUCCGCGGGCGCGGACCCCCACAACAGAGUCAUCAUCAGCGACGGCGAGAGGCGACCGUCGAAUCCCAGCUGGGAGGUCAGCGGGCAGGAGGCCGGCAUCCGCGCCGAGCCGGUCAACACCCGCGCCAACACGCUGGCCAUCUCCGAGGGCGAGGGUGUGCUCGGCAGGGAGGCCACGUGGGACGACUUCCCCAACGGUCGCUUCGGCGACGCCCGCUCCCCCGCCUAUGGUGAGAUUGACGGCUACGGCGUCAGCCUGCACAUGUCGCCCGCGGCGGCCAUGAGGCUCUGGGGCCAGCCCACGUCUGUCCAGGACGUCAACGAGCUGUUUGUCCAGCAUAUCCGGGGUGAGCUGGCCGCCACCCCCUGGAGUGAGGAGGAGCUGCUGCCAGAGAGCUCGGCCAUCACACCCCAUCUCCUGCAGCUCAACUCCAAGGGCUGGUUGACGGUCGCAUCGCAGCCGGCCGUCAACGGCCUGCGGUCGUCGGACGCGACCUUUGGAUGGGGCCCGUCCAACGGUUUCGUCUUCCAAAAGGCAUUUGUCGAGUUUUUCCUGUCGUCGGCCGACUGGCAGGUUCUCGAGGGCCGCCUGCGAGCCGCCCUGCCCGAGGUGUGCUUCUACGCCGCCAACGCCAAGGGCGACGUCGUGUCCUCCCACCCCAUCAGCGGCGGUGGCGCGAGCGGCGUGGAAGGUGUGCCCACCACCGACAACACGAAUGCGGUGACGUGGGGUGUCUUUCCCGGCAAGGAGAUAGUCACGCCGACCAUUAUUGAGGAGGUGUCCUUCCGGGCGUGGAGCGAAGAGGCCUUUGGCAUCUGGGCCGAGUGGGCCAAGGUCUACGGCCGGGGCUCGGCGAGCGAGAAGUUCUUAAGCAGCAUGAGGGAUGAUUACUGGCUGGUCAACGUGAUACACCACGAAUAUGUGGAAGGUGACGCGUUGUGGAAGCUCCUCAACGGCUGA
Messenger RNA from Emericellopsis cladophorae, 2046 nucleotides. RefSeq names its product Methylenetetrahydrofolate reductase-like protein. Bases 1 to 2046 code for a protein of 681 amino acids. NCBI's taxonomy places the organism in Eukaryota, Fungi, Ascomycota, Sordariomycetes, Hypocreales, Bionectriaceae. Gene Ontology annotation, molecular function: FAD binding; methylenetetrahydrofolate reductase [NAD(P)H] activity. The transcript has a single exon. Gene Ontology annotation, biological process: tetrahydrofolate interconversion. The record is from RefSeq and is a predicted model, not a curated record. Gene Ontology annotation, cellular component: cytosol.